AUGGCCUCCAACCCAACGGACCAAGACUACACCAUCCCCACCGCCCUGUCCCCUACCGCCUACCUCAGCGACCCCGAGUCCGACCUGACCGAGCGCCUCGACUGGUACGGGCUGGGCAAGCUGCACCCCACGCACCUCGGCGACACCUUCGCGCGGGGCCGGUACGCCAUCAUCCACAAGCUGGACCACGGCCCGCACACGCUGUCGUGGCUGGCGCGUGACCUCGACACCAACACGUGGCGGCGCCUGGACACGGUGCCCGCGGCGGUGGCGGCGGUGGCCCGGCCGCGGUUCCGCGCCGCCGCCGCCGACGCCCGCGGGCUUGCCCUCGCCGUCUGCGGCCACGAGGGGCCCAAGGGCAGCAACGUGUGCAUUGUCUGGCCGCUGGAUAGCAGGAAGCAUGCUUUUCGGGGGGGCGUGCCGUGGGGGGGCGAUGAGAUCCCCAUGAAUGCGGAUUGGUUCAUGAGCGAGUGUGCGAAGCUGAAGGGGGGGGGUCCCCCCGUUGUGUCUGCAUGA
Messenger RNA from Chaetomium globosum CBS 148.51, 516 nucleotides. RefSeq lists its product as uncharacterized. The record is from RefSeq and is a predicted model, not a curated record. The transcript has a single exon. Bases 1 to 516 code for a protein of 171 amino acids. Lineage: Eukaryota; Fungi; Ascomycota; Sordariomycetes; Sordariales; Chaetomiaceae.